AAUUCAGCCAAUCAAAGACAAGAACACCACAAGAAGCAGCCAAUCAGAGUCCAUCACAGUCGCUAAAAUGCCGUUAAAGUAGACCCUAAAUCCUCACCUUCUCUCUCAUCUGGGCUCUUAACAGACUUUACGUAGACUCCUUAUAAAAUUCCAAACGUUCCCACUCUUCCCUUUUCUAUCGUCUCCGACUUUCGUAUCUCUCGAAAGAUCAAAACCCUAAUUUCGAGUACCUCUCUCCGAUUUUCUUCCAGACCUCUGAAUUGAAAUGGCUCGUACCGGAGGAAAGGCUCCGAGGAAGCAGCUUGCCACCAAGUAAUAUGGCAGUGGUUGUUACACGCCAAGAAGAUGACGCUUUACAUUGGUCGCGAGGCUUCAAAGCUAUGGAAGAGAAUUUGUUCAGAGACUUCAACGGAGAUCCACCUUUUAGCCGAAAAUUGGAAGUACCUUCUUGGGGGCCUCAUUUUCCAGUACAUUCAUGGACUGGCUGCUCGAGGAGUUCACUAUUUACACCGUCCAGGACCAACACUUCAGGAUUUUGGAUUUUUUCUUCUUCCAGAGCUUGGACAGGAUAAAGCAUACAUCAGUGAGACUGUAUUCACCGUUAUCUUUGUAUCCUUCUUCUUGUGGACUUUUCAUCCUUUUGUUUUCAAGAGCAAAAGAAUCUACACAGUUCUAGUGUGGUGCAGGGUUCUGGCAUUCUUAGUUGCUUCUCAAUUGCUCCGGAUUGUGACAUUCUAUUCUACUCAGCUCCCUGGUCCAAACUAUCAUUGUCGUGAGGGUUCAAAAUUAGCUAGACUGCCUCACCCAGAUAGUGUGAUUGAAGUUCUCUUAAUUAAUUUCCCUCGGGGUGUAAUAUAUGGCUGUGGUGAUUUGAUAUUUUCUUCCCACAUGAUCUUUACCCUUGUCUUUGUGCUCACAUAUCAGAAGUAUGGCACGCGGAGGUGUAUAAAGCAACUUGGUUGGUUAAUUGCUGUGAUUCAAAGCUUGUUGAUUGUAGCAUCCCGCAAACAUUACACAGUUGAUGUCAUCGUUGCAUGGUACACGGUUAAUUUGGUGGUAUUCUUUGUUCACAAGUCGUUGCCUGAACUGCCUGACCGAGCAACAGGAACUGGGAUUCUCAUGCUACCAGUAAGUACUAAAGAUAAGGACAGCAGGACUAAAGAAGAGAAUCACAAACUCUUGAACGGGAAUACUGGAGACCCUGGGGAUUGGGUAUGGAGCAUCAUCUCUGAUUCCUCUCUCCCAUUUUUACCUUUAGCUAAGUCAACAUGUCUUUAUCAUUUGAUCUACCAUGACAUUUAACAUUCUUUACUGCCCCCUUUGGCCAGAGGCUGAGAACCCAAAUCAAUGGCAAGAUUCUGGAUGAGGGCAACAUGGUGCAAGUUGACACAGCGAUGAAUGGUGCAUAGAUGGAACUACCACUGUUUCUUAAAAAUGGAAGUCACUGUUUGGGGGGGAGGGGGGUGGGGAGCUGUUUAAAAUCUUUGAUUGAAAAGUUCAUUGCCUGUGUUCGGGUCCUUUUCUGAUGAUCUUUUGUAUUCCAGUGGAAUUCAAUUUGCUUAUGCUUUUCACCAUUUCCUGGUCCUCCUUUCAUGGCGACUACCAUUCUCCCAUUGUGGACUGCGGAAUUGACAGUCUCUAUUGCUUCAUUGUUCCAGCAUGCAGAUGUCUCAUCCCUUGUUCUGGUGAAACAGUUUUCCAUUAUGUUUCCUAUUUUCAAUUUCAAAUGGUGUGAAUAUAAGAAUUUUUUUUUUAGCAAAGCUCCUAGGCUUAGUGAUCAGCACAAAGUGACCCUAGUGGAUGCCUAUAAUUAAACUUUUCUUUUUUGUUCUUCUGAGAUGUCGACUUUUUGGGGGUAUUGGUUAUAUAAUUAUAAAAAAAAAUGUUGGCACUCGGAAAAACACACACCAACGCAUGUGCCAGAGAGCGGGAGUUGUUUACAAUGGAAUCGCUGCUCAGAAUUCACACCCAUGGUCAAAAAAUCACACCUGGCCAUUGACUGCUGCCGAGCCUAAAUCAAAUCAACGGCAUCAUGCGGUCUUAUGCUUUUCUUCCACGCAGAGAAUCUAUGGUUCAUCUGGUUCAAAUCGAGAAUACAAGAGACGUGAGUGGAGGUAUUAGUUAUUUCUUCUUUAUCUACUUAUUAUUUCACUUACUAUAGAAUAAGAGAAGAAUACAUACUUUUAAAGUGACAUUUGAAAAUAGUUUUUAUGUUGUAUGAUUCAUAAAAUAUUUUAGUUUGUCAUUUAUUUUAU
This is a messenger RNA of Malania oleifera, 2255 nucleotides long. RefSeq names its product phosphatidylinositol:ceramide inositolphosphotransferase 1-like. The transcript is spliced from 13 exons. Gene Ontology annotation, cellular component: Golgi membrane; trans-Golgi network; endoplasmic reticulum membrane. Gene Ontology annotation, biological process: ceramide biosynthetic process. The coding region runs from base 346 to 1302 and encodes 318 amino acids. Gene Ontology annotation, molecular function: ceramide cholinephosphotransferase activity; inositol phosphoceramide synthase activity; sphingomyelin synthase activity. The record is from RefSeq and is a predicted model, not a curated record. NCBI's taxonomy places the organism in Eukaryota, Viridiplantae, Streptophyta, Magnoliopsida, Santalales, Ximeniaceae.